This is a messenger RNA of Sciurus carolinensis (gray squirrel), 7812 nucleotides long. It is a transcript of the gene Nhlrc2, whose product is annotated as NHL repeat containing 2. The transcript is spliced from 11 exons. Gene Ontology annotation, molecular function: protein binding. Lineage: Eukaryota; Metazoa; Chordata; Mammalia; Rodentia; Sciuridae. The coding region runs from base 212 to 2392 and encodes 726 amino acids. The record is from RefSeq and is a predicted model, not a curated record.
CCGCGAGGGGACCUGGAAGGGGCGGGGUGGGCUGCGGCCGCAGCCUAGUUACGUGCCCGGGAGUUGCGGCUAUUUGGACUCUGGCAUUGAAACGCAUGCUGGAAAAGGAGAAACCGUGCCUGGCGCGCAGCGGGGCUGGCGGGGCUGGCGGGGCGGAGGCCGAGGCGCCGCUCUGAAGCCCGGGGCCGGGCCGCCUCCGGGCCGGCGGAACAUGGCGGCGCCCGCGGCGCGGGGCGGCAGCCUCUCGGGCCUGCUGCCCGCGCAGACCUCUCUCGAGUACGCGCUGCUGGACGCCGUCACGCAGCAGGAGAAGGACGGCCUGGUCUACCAGUAUCUGCAGAAGGUGGACGGCCGCGAGCAGGACCUGUUGGUGCCCGAGUUCCCGGAAGGGUUAGAAUGGCUGAACACAGAAGAGCCUAUUUCUGUCUACAAGGAUCUGUGUGGGAAAGUGGUCAUCCUCGAUUUCUUCACCUACUGCUGCAUAAACUGUAUUCACCUAUUGCCUGAUCUCCAUGCACUGGAACACACGCACUCUGAUAAAGAUGGUCUUCUGAUUGUUGGUGUCCACUCAGCUAAGUUUCCAAAUGAAAAAGUCUUGGACAACAUUAAGAGUGCUGUUCUCCGAUACAACAUCACCCACCCUGUGGUCAAUGAUGCAGAUGCCUUCCUGUGGCAAGAGCUAGAAGUUUCCUGCUGGCCCACUCUUGUCAUCCUUGGGCCCCGUGGAAAUAUGUUGUUUUCUUUGAUUGGAGAGGGACACAAAGAUAAAUUAUUUUUAUAUACUUCAAUAGCUUUAAAAUAUUACAAAGACAGGGGACAGAUCAGAGAUAAUAAAAUUGGAAUAAAGCUCUAUAAAGAUUCUUUGCCACCUUCACCAUUGCUGUUUCCUGGCAAAAUAACAGUGGACCAUGCUACUAAUAGACUGGUAGUAGCAGAUACUGGACAUCAUAGAAUUUUGGUCAUUUGGAAGAAUGGACAAAUUCAGUAUAGUAUUGGAGGACCUAACCCUGGAAGAAAAGAUGGAACAUUUUCAGAGGCAACUUUUAACUCCCCACAGGGUGUAGCCAUGAAGAAUAAUAUCAUAUACGUGGCAGACACCGAAAACCACCUCAUAAGGAAGAUUGACCUAGAGACUGAGCAAGUGAGCACCGUGGCUGGCGUUGGAAUUCAGGGAACAGAUAGAGAAGGAGGAGCAGCAGGAGAGCAGCAACCCAUUAGCUCCCCAUGGGAUGUCGUUUUGGGAACAUCAGGUUCAGAGGUCCAGAGAGAUGACAUCCUGUGGAUAGCCAUGGCAGGGACCCAUCAGAUAUGGGCACUCCUUCUGGACUCUGGCAAACUGCCCAAGAAAAAUGAGUUAAAAAAAGGAACCUGCCUUCGGUUUGCUGGAAGUGGAAAUGAAGAGAAUCGAAACAAUGCAUACCCUCACAAGGCAGGUUUUGCCCAACCCUCAGGCCUUUCUCUGGCCUCUGAAGACCCCUGGAGCUGCCUGUUUGUAGCAGAUAGUGAGAGCAGUACAGUAAGAACUGUCUCGCUGAGAGACGGAGCAGUGAAGCACCUCGUAGGAGGAGAAAGAGAUCCCCUGAAUUUAUUUGCUUUUGGCGAUGUUGAUGGAGUAGGCAUCAGUGCAAAGCUUCAACACCCACUUGGAGUAGCGUGGGACAAGAAGAGAAAUUUGCUUUAUGUGGCAGACUCCUAUAAUCACAAGAUUAAAGUUGUGGAUCCCAAAACAAAAAACUGUACAACAUUAGCAGGAACUGGAGACCUGAAUGAUGUUUUCAGUUCCAGUUUUACCGAGUCAACUUUUAAUGAGCCAGGAGGCCUGUGUGUUGGAGAGAAUGGUCAAUUGUUGUAUGUUGCAGAUACCAACAAUCACCAAAUAAAAGUGAUGGAUUUAGAAACAAGAACAGCUUCUGUGCUCCCUGUCUUCAGAUCUGAAAAUGCUGUGGUAGAUGGUCCCUUCCUAGUGGAAAAACAGAAGACAGUACCCAAACUGCCAAAAUCUGCCCCGAGUGUUGAACUCUCCUCAGUAACUGCAUGUCCUGGGCAGACUCUGCAGUUCAAGCUCAGACUGACCCUCCCAUCAGGAACAAAGCUUACUGAAGGAGUAACCAGUUGCUGGUUUCUAACAGCUGAAGAUAAUGAGUGGCUUCUUCAAGGACAGAUACUGUCUGGAGACAUAGAGAAUAUUUCCAACCAACCAGCGAUUUCACUGCAAAUUCCUAGCGAUUGCUUAUCACUUACAGCAGUCAUAUCUAUCAGUGUGUUUCUCUAUUACUGUAGUGCAGACAGCAGUGCUUGCAUGAUGAAGGGAAUUUUGUUCAGGCAGCCUUUACGAAUAUCUGAUGUACAACCAGGGCGCAUAGAUCCAGUAGAGCUCAAGUAUGUAUUCUAGCAAGCCAGCUAGCAGCCCUUAGCCACAGGCCUUUCUCCAUUUCUGUCAUCACAGUAACUUACAGAAAAAACUUUAUUUAUGCCUCUGGAUUCUAAGACACCCAUUGCUCGGUUCUAGCAACUAAAUUAAAAUAAAGCUAUGCUUACUUAUUAUUGUACACAAAUUCAUUCUAACUUUGUAUUAGCUAAAUCAUUGACCAUCAUUUAAACCAAGAUAAUGAAAUCUUUGUAGCUAUUUGGCAUAAGACUGAAGUCCACACUAUAAAGAUGUUAUAAGAUACUUUGCAGUGCUGAUAAUAAUACCAAGUAUUUUAACUAAGAUUUUCUACCUUUAUUAAUAGCAAUCAACACACUUGCAUAUACAAAUUUCACAGUAACUUUAGGUAGAUCUAAGCUCUAAUAUAUAUGUUUGUGUAAGGACACCUGCCAUUUAAGGCAUAAGGUCUGCUUUAAGCCAAAAAAGAAAAAAAUGGUAUUUUCUUUAUAGUAGAAGCUUAGAGCAUGUGGUGGUUACAUAUGAUUUUUAUUCUCUUCUUUGAUUUUUCUUGGUUGAAAUAUUUUUAAAAGAGAGUUUUGAUCUAUUUUUAUUAUAAAUUAUUUGUUGUUUUAACACAGCAUUAUUAAUGCCUUAUAACUUUAUAUAGAAAAUGUUGAACGAACAGACCUGCUCCCUUAACUGUCUUGUUUUGUUUUGUUUUGUUUUGUGAAUGAAUGCAUUUUUACCAGAUAAUGAAUGGGUCCCCAGAAAUAUUAUGACUUUCUAAGAGAAGGGACUUAGGAUACAUUAUUGUCUGUGAUAAAAAAUUUAUUGUGACAGCUGAAUCUGAUAUAAAUGGGUAUGUAUGUUUUGGAAAUUUAUAUUUUACUUGUAAGCUUUAAAUGCAGAUUUGUUGUGUUUGGGGUUUUGAUUCCCAUAUUUAAAAUUUUGAUCUUUGAUUGUGAUGUUUUUUAAAAUCACAUUUAAGCCUUCAUAUUGAAAUUUUCAAUGUGAAGUGCUUUUGUAUAAUUAGCAGGUAUAGUAUAUCUUAAUAUACUACUCUUUAAAGUAUUAGGGCCAAAACAUAUAGUGAUUUGCAACACUGUUUUGUUGGUUUUGUUUUUUUAAACCCCAAAAGAAAUAGCCACUGAGAAUAUUGGAGGUUUUUAGAAAAAAAAAAAAAUUAUUAUCAUAAUUUAUCUUAUAACUAUCUGAAAACUUGUUUUUCUGAAUAUGGAGUCAACAUGUUUGUGAUUUAAUCAGCUUACAAGAUUUUAAAAACCUCAGGUGAACCAUGUUUAUUUAUUCAAUAAAUAUUUAUGGACAAUAUGGAAUAACAUGCUUCCCCUCCUUAUAUUUAUAGACAAUAUGAUAUAAUAUGCUCCCCCUCCUUCAAAAACAGUGCUAAAUUUAAAAGUGUAAUCUUUUAAACACCAUUGUCUGCCCGUUUAUUUAUAUUUUUUAGAAAUAUAGUCUUGAAACAUAGUAUUUAUUUGUUUCAUUCAGAAGGUUGGUGAAAUCUCUGAAGAGAAUAUAUAGAUCAUGAUUGAUUUGGUUAAUAACCUUCAAAAACUACUUUUACAGAGAAAUACAGUAUAAAAUAAAAAAGAAUCCUGUUUGAAAUUGUAUGUAAUUACCUCAUAAACAUUUUCCCUCCACAAACAACCAAAAAUAAUGUUGUGUAAUAAAAAGAUGCAUAACAUUGAUGUUCUCUUUUAUGGAGAAUAGACCUUAUUACUUUUUAAUCUCAUUUGACUUAUUGUACUUUUCAUUUCCACUUGGACAGGAUGAGGAUAUUUUGGCUGAUUUCCUGUGUAGGGACAUAAAUAGUCUCACUCUCUAAAAGAAAUAGAUAAAGUUUUAACUUGCUAAUGUAGAAAUAACUGAUGAUUUAUUUUUCAGCAUAACACAUACAGAGUAUGUUUAUAUAUUUUCAUGUACAUGAAAAGUCUAAAACUACUUUUUAAACUUUCCCUUUAUUUGUCUAGGUAGAGUUUUAGGUUAGUCUUAGGCAAAUAUUUUUCUUGAUUUUGAGAGUACUCUUUCAUCAAACAUUCUUAUUCUUACCCACUGCCAGGCUGCAUUGUUUUAUACAUUAAAAAUGUUAUUUAUAAUGGAUUAGUAUGAUUUUGAAUAAAUCACACUAAAGCAAUGUGAAAGCGGUUCUAGAAUUUAUAACUAAUAGAAACCUCUUACAUAAGAGUAGGCCCUAGAAAGUUUUUUUAAUACUUCUUGAUCUGUGUCUGCCUCCUGUUUUCUGUAAGAACUCUUAUUUUUUUACUUUUGCUUUUCUUGUUACAUAAGUUAUGUCUAGUGAGUUUCAAAAGAGUUAAGAUUUCAGUUAUGUCACCUUAAUUAUAACGCUAGUAAGAUAGCAUUAUACAAAUUUUAACAUACUGCCUGGAAUCUUUAUUCUAAAUUAUAUUUUUUUCUCUUUGCUGUGAUAUAAUUUUACAGACAGCAAGAUUUUAAGAAAAUUUAUACUCAGGAUUACUAUGAUCCCUGGAAAGAACUUUGCUUAUCUUGAAUAUUCUAUCUCAAGCAAAUAUUUAACCUAUUCACAAGAGAAAACCUUGUGUUUAAUUACCCAUAAGUAACUUUGGCAAAGUUCAAUGACUAUGAAAAAAAAUUUUCUCCCUAACUGUUCUAAUAAUGUAUUUAGUUAUAGUAUCAUCAGGUCUUCAAAAAGCUAUAGUAAACUUAAAAUAUAAGUAUAAAUGUAGCCCAAAACAGCAUAAUAUGUGUGGGUGAGUGUAUGGAUAUGUGUAUACAGAUAUGAAGAUCAAUUCAAGAAGUUCUCACCUUUCUUUCAUGACCAGUCUACUUUUGAGCUAAUAAACACUGAGAUAAGUUAUUCUCUGCUUGCUUUUCCAAAGUUGGAAAAUUGGAGAAGAUAAUAAAAAUAUGUAUCUAUAAUAUUUUUUUUCUUUAGCAUUUAGUAACUAAUGAAGCUUCUACUUGUAGGCUUAGUUAAUAAUAAUGAUAAGUCGACCACAGACACACAUGCCUUGACAUUUUCUUUGCAACUGCAAAUUAUAAAGGAAAAUCUUUAUCCACCAACUAUUUGAUAUGUUAGUAUUCUCUAUAGAGUGGGGUUCAAGAAGAGAAUGAGUCGUAUAAUAAAGCAUAUCGCUGUUUUACAAACAAUACUGUAGUUGUAAAGAUGCAUGCCUACGAUCCUAUUAAAAUUUUUAAAAGAUCUGGACCCACACAACUUACUUCAAAGAGGGUCCAGACACCCUGGACCAUACUCCAACACACGUGCCCAGCAACUUGCACCAGGAUGCCUGUGUCUUAGCCAGAAGUUUCACAGGAUCUUCAAAGUGCUUUCAUAGAUACUGCCUUAAUUGAGCUUCAGAAUAACCUUUUAAACCAGACAGGAAGAUAUCGUUUCCCUUGUGCAGAUGAGGAAACAGCUUUGAGAUCAGAAAGCCCCCAGAAUGAUGGGACACCUAGAACAGGGCCAGGUGUCAGUCAGCAGGUGCCAGGUGUUGUCAGAUGACACGGGGGAGAAUGAAGGGUAGACACUUUGGAGACCGUCCCACAGGUCUCCUGAUUCCUGGCUGUGCUACAGGAUGUAGUUAGUGUAAAAAGGAGGGGGUGGUGAAAUGCAGAACACGUACUCCUGUGGACACCUUCCUACGCCUCCAGCUAAGUACGAAGCAUUUUCCAGUGCUUCUGCAAAGCUUCGGGCAAUAACUUGGGAACCCUCACAACCAACUCAAGAGGAGGGACAGCAAGCUGAGGCAGCUUUGAGCAGUUACACCAGCAGAGUCAAGUUCACGCCUUUAGGAAGUGGCAGAGCCUCGAUGGGAGUAUGCUCAGCCCCCUGCUGUACUGCCUCUCAGACACAGAUCUUUCCAGGCUCUAUCUAGUGAUUUGUCCAUCCAAAGAAACCAAUGCCCUUAGUGAUUAUUUUUGAAAUUUAAGUAAAUUCAUUUAAGUGCAUGACAUAUAUAUAUACAUAUAUAUAUAUAUAUAUAUACAUAUAUAUAUAUAUAUUAUCAUUCAGACCUUGGAAUGGUCUGUAUAAUUGUUUCUCAAAAGAUUUUAUGCACUAGCCUUCUUUGAUCUAUUUAUCCACAGAUUUUCUUGGCAGAUGCAAGUAUUAAAGAAGUUCCAGUGUUAGUCCCACCUGUGCUGUUUGAGUUGGUCUUCCAACAGUAGCGAAGACCUUGGCAUAGAGACUAACUGAAUUCACAGGACGGUUUCAAACCCUGAUAAGCUCAUUUGUAUUUAAGAAAAUUUUGUUAGGCAAAUGAACUCUAGAAAUAGAAAGUCAUCUGUUUUCUUGCUUUGUAAAUUCUGGUAUAUAAACCAUUCCACAAUGACACAAGUACACGCAGUUUAAGUAUGGUAAAGUUUUUGCCAGGACCAGCCUAUGGUUUCAGCAUUAGAUUACUAUUAAAAGGAAUGAAGCAACAUGCUAGUAGUGGUUACGGUUCAUGGAUCAUUCUUGUGUAGAAGGCAGGCAUCUUUUCACUUUAAAUGGUUUGCUUGUUAAAUAGUAGUAGCAUGCAAUAAGGAAUUUUAAAAUUUUGUUAUAAAAUCCCAUUCCUGGAAUCUAUAGGGAGAUGUAUGUCCACAUAAGAAAGUGAUGAUGGUGACAUACUUUAAAAGUAGAAUUUACCAUUAAUCAUCAAGAUUGCUUUUUCCACCUGUGGCACAUAGUUUAUUUAAAUAAAGAAUUAGCACUAAUCCUAAGUCACUAUUUUGUUCUGAAUAAUUAAAAGUUUGCUUUUCUUUCAUUUCUUUGCAAUAGGUUAAUAUAAAGAAUAAGAGUUGAAGUUAGAGGUUUGAAUCUUCUGUGUAUGUUCUGUAGCCGACAAACCCUAGCCCUGGCACAUACUGACUGCAGUAGCCUGGCCGCCUCUGGCAGAGUCUGCAUAAAGAAAAAUGGAGGUGGCCCUACUCGGCUUUUGGACAGCGCUUCCUUUUCUUAGUGUGCAGGUUUGGUUUAAUCACUUUCAAAGGUUAGAGUUGAAAACUUAAAAUCCUAGCCACUUGUUGUGGAAUGUUUGCCUAAUUAUAGUUAUUUAUUGUUGGGUGUCCUUCUUCCCUGGAGUGCCGCUCUCAAGCGUACCGAGGAUGUUUUGUUCUAUUGAAAGCCUCAGGACCAGAGGCAGAGUAUUGCAGGCAUCUCCAGAUAUUCCUCCCCUGGGCCAUCAUCUUACAUCAAAAAGCUCUGACUGAGCACAAAUGAGCUCUCAACAGCCUUGUACCAGAAAGCAUCCUGCUAGCUGUCCGGGUGUGGGAAGGAUUCCUUCCUCCAAAGCAGGUUUGGUUAAGAAACAGGGUUAGGCAAAUUGUCAGAUUUUUAAUGUUAAGUACUUGAACAUUCACACAAUGUUUGGGUACAUGCUUCCAUUUGAAAUAAAGUGAAAGGAGAACUCAGUGCUAAGAAGUAGAGAAAAAAAAAUCAGCCCUUAGAUUUAAGCAGACCU